GACACAUGCAGUCAGUGUGCUCUGGUGAUGGUGUCCUGUUACAGGCAGAAUGUUGAGCUGCCACUAUGAGAGAGAGAGAGAGAGAGAGAGAGCGAGAGAGAGCGAGAGCACCUGGAGCACUUAAGUUUGAAGGGCAUUGAGUUGACACAGAACACAGCUCCACAGUAACAAAACAUUCAAGCAGGUUAUACUUUGAAGUCACUCCAGCUGCUCUGAGUUAAAGCCUAGAAGAGUUUCCUCAUCAUACACUGGUUUACCACCUGCCUAAUUUGCAAUAAGUGAGUCCCAUUACUAGCAGGACUGCAGGAUGGCAGAAGCACAUCAGGCAGUUGCCUUCCAGUUCACGGUAACGCCAGAUGGAAUCGACUUCCACUUGAGCCGCGAGGCGCUUAAAAACAUUUACCUCUCUGGAAUAACCUCAUGGAGAAAACGCCUAAUCAGAUUUAAGAAUGGUGUUCUGACUGGGGUAUACCCAGCAAGCCCCUCAAGCUGGCUUAUUGUGGUCAUUGCUAUCAUGAGUACAAUGUAUGCAAGAAUAGACCCCUCCAUGGGAAUGAUUGAUUGCAUCAAAAAAACCCUGCCAGUGAAUGGCUAUCUGGCCGUUCAGACCCAGACUGUUCUGAGUGCCAUGCUGUUUGCUACAGGCUUAUGGGUGUCCCUAAUCCUGGUUCUCCGAUACAUUCUCAAAAUGCUGCUUUCUUACCAUGGCUGGAUGUUUGAGCCGCAUGGAAGAAUGAGUAGGACUACCAAGAUCUGGGCAACCCUUGUGAAGAUGUUUUCUGGACGCAGGCCCUUGCUGUACAGUUUCCAGGCCUCUCUGCCACGUCUGCCGGUGCCUGGAGUUGAUGACACCAUCAAGAGGUACCUAGAGUCAGUUCGCCCCCUAUUGGAUGAUGAGCAGUAUAACAGGAUGGAAAGUUUGGCAAAUGAGUUUAAAAAUGACCCAGCCCCCAAACUACAAAAAUACCUGAUCCUGAAAUCCUGGUGGGCAACUAACUAUGUGAGUGAUUGGUGGGAGGAGUAUAUUUACCUGAGAGGCCGGAGCCCUAUCAUGGUUAACAGCAACUUUUACGCCAUGGACCUUCUUUAUGUGACUCCAACUCACCGGCAAGCUGCCCGGGCCGGCAAUGCAGUCCAUGCCAUGUUGAUCUACCGUCGGAAAUUAGACCGUGAGGAACACAGUCCGAUGAGAGCAUUAGGCAUUGUUCCCAUGUGCUCCUAUCAGAUGGAAAGGAUGUUCAACACUACCAGGAUCCCAGGCAUUGAGACCGAUUUUAUUCAGCAUUUAAAGGACAGCAAGCACAUGGUGGUGUACCACAAGGGCCGCUUCUACAAGGUGUGGCUCCAUCACGGGGGCCGGCACCUCCAGCCCUACGAAUUGGAGAUGCAGUUCCAGAAGAUCCUGGAUGAUAAAACAGAGCCACAGCCUGGGGAACUCAAGCUGGCUGCACUGACCGCAGGUGAACGGAUUCCUUGGGCCAGAGCUCGUGUCAAGUUCUUUAGUCGGGGGAUUAACAAGGCGUCUCUUGACACCAUUGAGAAAGCAGCCAUAUUCAUGACUCUGGAUGAAGAGGAGCAAGGCUAUGACAAAGAGAAGCUAAGAUCCAUUGACUCCUAUGCAAAAUCUCUGUUACAUGGGAAAUGCUACAACAGGUGGUUUGAUAAGUCUUUUAACCUGAUUGCCUAUAAGAAUGGGAAGCUGGGAAUUAAUGCAGAGCAUUCCUGGGCUGAUGCACCAAUUGUUGGACACAUGUGGGAGUUUGUUUUAUCAACAGAUCAUUUUCAGUUGGGAUACACUGAAGAGGGACACAGCAAAGGAGAAAUGAACAAGAUGCUAUCCCCUCCAAGCAAGCUGCAGUGGGAUAUUCCACAAGAGUGCCAGGAUAUUACUGAGAGUUCUUACAAGAUGGCCAAAGUGAUUGCAGAUGACGUUGAUUUCCAUGGCUGUCUGUUUGAUGACUUUGGAAAAGGCCUGAUUAAAAAAUGCAGAACAAGUCCUGACGCCUUUAUACAGAUUGCUCUACAACUGGCACAUUUCAGGGACAAAGGAGAGUUCUGCCUGACAUAUGAAGCUUCAAUGACCCGUUUGUUCCGGGAAGGUCGAACAGAAACUGUGCGCUCCUGCACCAUUGAAUCAACAGCAUUUGUUCAUGCCAUGGAGAAUCCAGAUAAAACAAAUGAAGAGAAACUGGAGCUGUUCCACGUGGCUGCUGAGAAACAUCAGAACUUGUACCGACUGGCAAUGACUGGAGCGGGCAUUGAUCGGCACCUUUUCUGUCUCUAUGUUGUGUCCAAAUACCUGGGAAUCGACUCCCCAUUCCUUAAACAGGUGCUGUCUGAACCCUGGCGGCUGUCCACAAGCCAGACUCCUCAGCAGCAGCUCAACAUGAUUGAUUUGAAUAAAUAUCCUCAGUACAUCAGUGCUGGAGGAGGAUUUGGACCAGUAGCAGAUGAUGGAUAUGGUGUGUCGUAUAUCAUCGUAGGAGAAGAUUUAAUCACUUUCCAUAUUUCCAGCAAAUUCUCCAGUCCUGAAACUGACUCCUAUCGUUUUGGGCAGAACAUUCGUCAAGCGAUGCUGGAUAUCAAAGCUCUAUUCAACACUAAGAAAGAUAAGAAGAUCAUUUCCCCAUACAGCUCAGAACUGAAGGUUCAGUGGGCGCCCUUUGAUCCUACGACCAAGCCAGUUUCCUCUUCUACACAGAUGUCAGUGAGCUACCAGACUCUGGAGGACAAAGGCCAGCAGGUCUACUAAGCGCCUGGCCGGUAGGGUCUGCUGUAGUGCGAUGAGGAGAAAGUCCCUUCUGGUUUUGCCUCCCUAACCCUGAGGAGCGCCAGAGCCAAUGCGACGCUCCCUCCCGAUUCGGAAUCCCCAGUGAAGACCAGCCCGGACACAAACCUGCGCUUCGCUGACUAUGGCUCACCCUACACACCACGUAGCUGUGCUUUUACCAGGUGAGCCAAAAACAAACAUUUAAAGGACAGCAAACAUAGCAACUUAUCAGUUUUAAUAAUGCAUCAAUAAAUACCAUCUUUUGAGGUUAGGUGUGUGCAACAGCUGGUCAGUGUCACCAGAGAAUGCCUUACUGAAGAAAUUGUUACUUGUGUACCCACUGAAGAUUUAACCCCUUAAAAUUCCUUUAUUUAACCCAGGUGUCUUUGUUACAUUUUUUGUUUUAGAUUGGCAUGAUUUUUAUUUUUCUAAGAAUAUGAUUCAGAAACAUGCAUCUUACAGUAUUUGAAGACUGAUUCUUUCUUACUGAGCUUCAUGAGGGCUGGAAACUAGUAGUGGUCCAUCAGUGAUGAUGAUUGAGAGAUUUUAAAUGCUAACAUCUUAAAUGCAAACAGCCUUGAGGAUAGCCUUAAGUGUAAAAUAGUGUGAAAAAAAAAUGAU
Molecule: messenger RNA, 3391 nt
Organism: Acipenser ruthenus (sterlet)
Lineage: Eukaryota; Metazoa; Chordata; Actinopteri; Acipenseriformes; Acipenseridae
Product: carnitine O-palmitoyltransferase 1, liver isoform-like
Exons: 20
Coding region: 308-2752 (814 amino acids)
Biological process (GO): carnitine metabolic process; fatty acid metabolic process
Cellular component (GO): mitochondrion
Molecular function (GO): carnitine O-palmitoyltransferase activity
Source: RefSeq, a predicted model, not a curated record